Messenger RNA from Leptopilina boulardi, 2244 nucleotides. RefSeq lists its product as uncharacterized. NCBI's taxonomy places the organism in Eukaryota, Metazoa, Arthropoda, Insecta, Hymenoptera, Figitidae. The coding region runs from base 115 to 2244 and encodes 709 amino acids. The transcript is spliced from 16 exons. The record is from RefSeq and is a predicted model, not a curated record.
AUCGGCUUUUCUUGCAGCGAUUUUAACGAUUGUCAUUUUUUUUAAGUUUAUAUUUGUAGAUGUCAACGAAAGAUCAUUUUCAUUUUUCUCGUUAUAUUUGCGGCUUGUAUAAGGAUGUCCGAAUUGGAAGAAAAGUUAAGUAAUUCUAGUGUUAUCGUAGUGAAUAAAUUCAAAUAUUAUUUGUCGACAUCAAAUAAAUCUACAGCUUAUUGUGCUAUGAGAAGAAAAAAAUGCAAGGCAAAAGUAAAUCUCGAAGAUGGGAAAUGGCAAUGCGGACAGGAAAUACAUAACCACGAUGCUCCUGAAAAUGACUACGAGAUUCAAAAGAAGGCAGAAGAAGAGAUAUUACGAAUAUGCAAAACAUCAAGCGAGAGUUUUAAAACAAUUUUCGAUCAAGUUUGCGAAAGUGAAAAAGUCACCCUAUCUUUCAAUGGAUUAAGGCCUCGAAUGAUGAAAGCUAGGAUGGAAAAAUUUGAGACAGUUAAAACAAGCACUCAAUUCUUUCAAGCGCUGAAAUCUUCGGACACACACUGCAAGUCAAUUGCUCCAGGAGUCGAAAUUUUAAAGCUUUCAUCGAUCAAAAGCGAUGUUGAAACUUUAUACAUCGACGAUUCUUUUCAAUUGGAAUUCGAAAAGUUUGACGUAAAGUUCAUUAACUUUAUUAUUGAAGAUGCAGGAAAAGGUUUCAUAGUAUUUUGUGCAGUAAUCAUAUCACUGAGUGCGGCUAUUAUAAGAGAAAUAUUGAAAGAAAUUCUAUCAAUGCCAUUUAUGCAAAAUGUGAAGACAAUUGUGGGCCCUCACGAUUUGGACUUUAAAAGAAAUUGCCAAGAAAUGUCGUUAAACGUUUUUUACAAGCCUGGAUGGUAUCAUUUUCGACAGAUCAUGAAAGAGACUUUCAUCGAGAAUGAAUUUAAUUCGGACUCUGAUGAAAUUUUAACGGCAAGUUAUGUCAUUCCAUUAGUUCCAACCCAAAAUCUUUUUGAUGCUCAAGGAGAGUUUAUUAGCUGUACCGAAAAAUCGAAUGCGUACAGUAAAUUCUCUAACGACGUCAUAAAAAUAGUUUCUAAAAUUGGAUCUGAAAUAUGUAUUGUUUCUGACAAUGUGGUUACACACAAUAAUAUUUUUGAAAUCGCUGGAAAACAAUUUGAUUUAGUAAAAAAGAGCAAGUCUCCAGGACAAUUAAUCGAAACUCUUAACGACUUGAUGACGGAGCGACAAAAAACAAAAGUUAUAUCAGAAUUUUCUAAAAUAAUUGAAGAUACUAUUCACAAAUUACAGAACGUUCCGAGAUUGACCGUAAAAGCAGCAUUUAAACUUAUGCACGAUCAAGUUAAGAAAAGUUUUAAAUACACAAAACUACCACCGAUGGUCAAACUUCGAAAGUUUAACUUUGAAUUGACAUCUGAAGACAACAACGGAGUAGAGUCUUGUGAAAAACGUAUGGACGAAUUAAAUGAACAAGAACUUGAUGUAGAGUUGACGGAAGUUUUAAUAUUUACACCAGAAUCCAAUGCCACAAGUGAUCUUCUGGACGAAGGGUAUAACUUUUCCUCGGAUGCAGGCAUGGAGAAUUUGCUUAGUGAAUUACUUAGCACAGAAUUUAAUCAGGUUUCAAAGCAGAUGCAUCAACAAAAGGAUGAAAAUCAGUUAAAUAAUCUGAAUGAUGAAAUACUAAAAAAUAAUCAUGAAGACUUAGCAAAAAGUGAAUUUAUCAUUAAGAUUGAUCAGAUGAGUCAAACUGAAUCGCUGAUUGUUGAAAAUGAUGGAAAUAACUGUAAAGAAAUGAAGGAUCAAGCACCGCAAACCGAAAGUCUAUUAAUUACAGUAGAUAAAGGGACUCAAACUGAGGAUAUUGUUGACAUGGGUAGUAGACAGGAUCUACAUAGACAGAAUUUUCGAGGGCCACAUCCCUACUACAGAUUCCACCCAUAUCCACAAAUUCCACAUCCACAACAAGCAGGAGAUUGGACAGCUCCGAUUAUGCCCCUUGCAUCUACUAGCUACAGACCGAACGUCACAGAGCCGUUUGUCAGACCACCAGGAUAUGGAAUUCAGGGUUCAGGGACCAUAGCACCAGAAUAUGGAUUUCAAGGUCCACAGUUUGACUUGCAGUGGGGAUUUCAAGCUCCACAGUUUGACCGGCAGUGGGGAAAUGAAAACAAUGCACCAUUCAAAAGACAGAGAAAACCAACUGCCCGAUCUUACAAUCACAAAAUGAGAAAUUACUACAACAAGCAAUAUUAA